Molecule: messenger RNA, 345 nt
Organism: Microthlaspi erraticum
Lineage: Eukaryota; Viridiplantae; Streptophyta; Magnoliopsida; Brassicales; Brassicaceae
Source: the annotation of a GenBank genome assembly
AUGACGAACACGGCGGCGACAUCGGAGGCGAAAACGCCGGCGGCGGCUGAGCCACCGAAGAUAGUUUUGAAUCAGGCGAAACGACGGUUCGAGACGGAAGAUCACGAAGCUUUCAUAGAAUACAAGAUGAGAAACAACGGGAAAUUGAUGGAUCUGGUCCACACCUACGUCCCUUCUUCCAAACGUGGAUUAGGUUUGGCUUCGCAUCUCUGCGUCGCCGCUUUCGAACACGCCUCCUCUCACUCCAUCUCCGUCUUCCCUUCCUGCUCCUACGUUUCGGAUACGUUUCUUCCUCGAAACCCUUCAUGGAAGCCUUUGGUCCAUGAUAUCAAGUCUAGCAUCUGA